Durusdinium trenchii is the source of this 3993-nucleotide messenger RNA. Lineage: Eukaryota; Dinophyceae; Suessiales; Symbiodiniaceae. The record is from the annotation of a GenBank genome assembly.
AUCGUCGUCAAAGGAGAUGGAGACUCCAACUGCAGCGAGCGGUUGAGAGAAAAGAUGGGGAGGGCAGGUUCAUGGACGGGGUGGACGGGUCGGAAGGUUGGCAGGUCAAAGAGAUUAUCAAAGCUGAUGGUCAAACACUUUCAAGGUCUCAUGGGUGUGGAGGGCGAACAACCUCAAGCAGUCAUUUCAAGACAUAAAUUGAUGUACGGUCUAGGGUUCAUCUUGUUGUGGAUGGGUACUCAAGUGCUCAAGUACGCCAAGCUCCAUUUUUUCUUUUGAGACUUCCUGUCUUCUGGCUGAUUGCUCCUGCAAAUUAUACCUCAGCCUCAUCAUACACCACGAGACUUGCAAAGCACGAGACUUUUGUGAGUGCAAAGUCCUUCUUGAUGUGAUCGCUUCAAAGUGCUUCUCAGAUGGAUUUUCAGAGUGAGCAUGGCUAAGCAGCUAAGCAGGCGAUCAGCACAUGAGUAUAGAUACAGUACUGAUACUGAUACAGUACAUGUUCUGACCAAAAAGAUAGUUGAGUAUCAGGGCUGCUUUGCCUUUCCACUGUCGGAGAUCGAACCUCACACCUAAAAUUUUCAGUGUUCAAGUGCCUUUCCACUCAGACCUGCCCUGUUCCGUGGACGCUCCGCAGGGAGAGCUGCUGACACUGUGGAAACUCCAACAGGCCGCGAGCAGCCGGAGCAGCCCCGCCUCGCCCUGGACGACUCCGGAGCCCCCCAAGAGCGCCAGACAUACGCCGCAGUCGGCGGAACCGGGCGGAACCGGUUCUGGCGUCGUGACGACGCAGGCGGCCGUCCCGCGUCCCGGCACGCGAUGAGUGGUCUCAGGCCGAGCGUGGGCGGCGAAAGCGGGAGCUGCGUGGGGCGCCCUUGGACUCGGUUUGAAGUGACGUCGGGUAACCUGCGAAAGGAGUGGAGAGAGGUGAAGCUGAAGCAAAGCGAAGUGGAUUCAACUGGGAAACGAGAGGCGAGCGUCUUUGAGAAAGACCUGGUGUUCAACUAUGAGGUGGUCAAGGAGGUGAUGAUGUCCAUCCCCCACACGUGUUGCCACAAGGGAUCCCGGAACGAGCUUCACAAGUGGCACUGCAUGGGUGAGGCAAGUGGCAAGUGGUUUCUACCUAGCAAGCUGGUGGCAGAACGGAUGGCCACCUGUUGUGCCGCGCCGUGUGGCAGUGAAGCCCGUCGUUGGCGAGAAAACCACGACUUGAGCGGGGUCCAGCAGGGAUUUGUGAUUUCGGAGUUCAGGAACUACUUCCGGAGUUUGGGGGCGUCAUGGGGCACACCGGGGAUUUUCACAGAGCUCAGGAACUACUCGAAUUUGGACACCUUUGUGGCUUCACUCGCAGCAGUUCAGGUGGACCAGGGGGAAGUUCAAGAGUUCCCGGUGAUUCCGUUUGGGGCAAUUCACCGAAAUCAGCUGGGUUGGGCAAUUCACCGAAGUCAGCUGGGCGACCUUUCGCUGUCCGAGGAGGAUGAUGAGGAUCUGGAGGAGGAGCGCGACCCCGAGAAGCUCAGCUUGUGCUUUCGUCUCGGGCUUUUCAUUGGUUACAUCAUCCCCACUUGGGGGCAUUUGAGCCUGGCGAACGUGGGACGCUCCUGGGCCGCCGGCGCCUUUGCUCUUUGGCACUGUUUCCUCUUUCUCAAUAGCACCAUUUUGAUCUUCAUUAACUGCUGCUCUGCAAUCCUCCGAUGCUACAUCCAAUGGUUUUCAGAGAUGCACGAUGGCUACAACCCCUUCAGCAGUAAGGACCGUGAGGCAGAGGGCCACUUAGGUCAAGGCAGCUGGCACGUCAUUACACACUUCUUUGGCGCCUUUUUCAGGUCUUACAUCCUGAUGAGCGUCACGGGGGAUGUCAUGCGCUUCACUUACCUCUUGUGCGUGGAUGCCUGGAGGCCCGACGCCUUCGAGGCUUAUCGCCGGCUUUGGGUGGGUGACGCAUGGAAGGAGUUGGCCAUCGGACAGUUGUACAUUCAGAGUUGGUCCGUUUGCCUCAACAAGUGCCAGAAGGCCAUGGAUAUCAUCGUGCAAGUGUUUCUCUACGUGAGUCUGGACUUGGUACCAAUCCUUUUGUUCAUCUUGGUCUACGACACUCCCAUGCACGGGAGCGUGGUGUGCGAGGUGUGUAUGGCGAUUGGUUGCUUUCAUAUCUUCUGCUUCUACUUCCUCUUCAUCUUUGGGGAAGCGUGGCUCAAGAUCUCCCGCUUUCGCUGGGCCUGGCGUGCGGCCAAGGACCGUGUGACCUUCGCACGUUCGGGAAGCUCAGGUAUCCACAUCGAGACGGAGACGGUGUGGAUGACAGGUGAUGGAACGCAGUUCCUUUCCAUGGAGGCGGAAGCACGAUCCUUAUGUGUCUUGUGCUGCACGAUCUUCCACUGGUUAGAAUAUCUGUUACCUGUUGCCUUGGCCUUGGUAACCUGUGUGCUGGGUUUGGUGCUGGAUCGCUACUAUCUCACCGAAGUAGGCGCCGUCGCAGCAUCCAUGCUCUUCUUUGUGAUGUUGGGGACCCACGAGGCCCUGGAUCAUGUGGCGAACCAGCAGAAGUGCACGCCGCUCUGGAUCCGGCACAUGUUCCGCCAGCCGGAGAUCCUCCAGCGUUGGGGUGAGCGUUGGUGCCGACUUGGAUUCAGCGUGCAGAAGCGGCAGAGGUAUCCCUUCGCAGUGUCAUUGGGCUUCACCGCCUUGGUCUUCGGAGGCUUCAAGCUGAUGAUGCUCACUUACUCCUGCAUGGGUCUGAUGCUGUUCCUUUGCUUGCGGCUCUUAUGGAUGCGCGUGGAGGGCGCCGGCGGCUGGUUCUGGGCCUUCCUGGAGUCAUUCAUUGAGUUUAUCCUCUUGAACGUGCUCAUCAUAACGACCACGCGGAAUGCCAUGAGAGAUGGGGCCGUGGUGUUACUUCUCUGUGUCAUGAGACAGUUUGGCUACCAACGGGAGAUCAACUCCGGUGAACGCGUCCGCUUGGCGAGCAUGAUCGUCUUGGGCUCGGUGCAAGUGUUGCUGCUGACCUUGGUGUGCUUCGCUUUAGACAGCGCGUCGGAUGACAAGUGGAGCCAGUUUGGGCCCUACAUGGGCUCCAAGGCUUGGUACAACAUUUCCAGCCUCACUCCGGUCCAGGAGGAGCUGGCCGACACCUUACCGAUGUGCUUGGUCCGCUUCCCACGAGGGAUGCCACACUCAGCCAAACUGGACUUCAACCAUUCCCUCAGCUUGGCGGACUUUGGACUGAUGGCGUCUUUGACCUACGAGCCUCAGAACCGCGUGGCGGAGGGCUGCGCUCAUUACUUCCCCGAGUGGCACAUGGAGCCACGACCACCGAGCGUCCUGGAUGAGGACUGGGUUCGCUUCGUGAUGUUCACCUCAGACACCAACAGCACCACCGUGAUUGCGGUGCGGGGCACGUUGACCGCCUUAGACGUGUUGCAUGACGUGACCCUCUGGUUGGUGCCAGCGGUGCUGCAGUUAUUCAACUACAUUGGCCCGGAUGUCGCAGAUGGUUCUUGGGGCAUCUCCAUGUCGAGGCUUUCACAGCUGAUCCCUUUGGCGCCGAUCCGAAAGCAGACCACGUACGACUCAGUCUUUCUGGCGGUCGAGUACAUGCUGGAGCACUACCCCAAUAGGCUCUACUACCUCACCGGACACUCCCUGGGCGGCGGCAUCGCCAAGCUUGUGGAGUUGCAAUUGAAGACGAGAAUCAAACCUUUGACGGUCGCCUUUGCGGCUCCAGGUGUUGAGCAUGCAGCACGGGUGCUCUUCCCAUCAGGCAUCAGCGAGCUGGGCAACGAGUUGGCCACGCUGACGGUGGAACCCAACAACGACGUGAUCUCGAAGAUCGAUGUGCAGAUUGGGAACACUCUCAAUGCUCCCUGCGACGGCCGCGCUUUGACGUGUCACAGCAUCUACAGGACCUUAUGGGGCAUUUUUCAGAAGUGUGGCUCGAUGACGCGCAGGGAGUUGAGGAUCCCUUGCGGAUGGUCACCUGAAGCACCGUGUUGA